Entrophospora sp. SA101 is the source of this 1278-nucleotide messenger RNA. Lineage: Eukaryota; Fungi; Glomeromycota; Glomeromycetes; Entrophosporales; Entrophosporaceae. The record is from the annotation of a GenBank genome assembly.
AUGUCUAGAUUUGUUCGUUCUUCAAAAUUCAGACACGUAUUUGGUACAAGUUUAAAACAUGACACUUGUUUUGAUAAUGUCAAAGUAUCAUCGAGUGCAUGGGAUACCAAUCUUGUGAAAGUUAAUUCAACAUUUGUUGCCAUUAAUUGGAAUGCUGGCGGUGGUGGCGCGUUUGCUGUUAUUCCUUUUAAGAAUUCUGGCAAAAUUAGUGAUGGAAUUCCACUUUAUCGUUCACAUACUGCACCAGUUUUGGAUACCGAUUUUGCAAAUUUUAAUGAAUAUGUAGUUGCCUCAGCUUCUGAAGAUUCUAAAAUAAUGAUUUGGAAUGUACCAGAAGAACUUGGCGAGCCUGAAAGUCCUGAUGUUGAACCUGUUGCUAAAUUAACAGGUCAUGGAAGGAAAGUUGGUCAUGUUUUAUUUCAUCCUGUAGCAGAUAAUGUUUUAGCAUCAUCGUCUGCAGAUUUAACUGUAAAAUUAUGGGAUAUUGAAAAGGGCAUCGAGAAACAACAACUAGAAGGAUUCCUUGACUUUGUACAAUCAAUGUCUUGGAAUUGGAAUGGAAGUUUAUUGGCGACAACAUCUCGAGACAAAAGAAUUCGCAUUUUCGAUGUAAGAUCAAGCAAAGUGGUCCAAGAAGCAUCUGGCCAUCAAGGCGUUAAAGGCUCUAGAAUUGUUUGGCUAGGAAAUACUGAUAGAUUCGUAACAACAGGUUUUUCAAAGAUGAGCGAUCGGCAAGUGUUUCUAUGGAAUACGAAUGAUUUGGAAAAACCGAUUAAAAAUAUGAUGUUAGACACAUCUUCUGGUAUUGUAAUGCCAUUUUACGAUGAAGAUACAAAGAUAUUAUUUUUGGCUGGCAAGAACGAUGAGCUACAUUACUUAUCAGAAUACAAAUCAUCUGAACCUCAACGUGGGAUGUCAUUUUUACCCAAAAGAUCUGUUAAUAUUUCAGAAUGUGAAAUUGCUAGAGCUUAUAAAGUUGCAAAUAAUUUAAUAGAACCAAUUUCUUUUGUUGUUCCACGAAAGUCUGACGCUUUUCAAGCGGAUUUAUUUCCACCAACAAUUGGUGAUGAACCAGCUCUUACAGCAGACGAAUUUUUCGAAGGUAAAAAUUCAAAUCCAAAGAUGAUUGAUUUAGAAAAAGGGUUUCAAUAUGAAGAGGCAUAUCAUCAAUUACGUCAAGAAAAUGAUGAUUUACGAAAACAACUGGCACAACGUGAUAUUUCAAUCCGUGCUUUAACAGCUCAAUUGGAACAUUUAAAGACUUCCUCUCCAUCCUAA